Messenger RNA from Lobosporangium transversale, 3701 nucleotides. RefSeq lists its product as hypothetical. Gene Ontology annotation, molecular function: DNA-binding transcription factor activity, RNA polymerase II-specific; DNA binding; zinc ion binding. The transcript is spliced from 4 exons. Gene Ontology annotation, biological process: regulation of DNA-templated transcription; DNA-templated transcription. NCBI's taxonomy places the organism in Eukaryota, Fungi, Mortierellomycota, Mortierellomycetes, Mortierellales, Mortierellaceae. The record is from RefSeq and is a predicted model, not a curated record. Bases 458 to 3682 code for a protein of 1074 amino acids.
CUCUGAAUGGUCUUUUGUGUUCCUAUUUCCAUCUUGUUCACUGCGGAUGUCUUCUUUUUCAAUGAUCCUAUCCUACCAAUCCCAUCAAUGUUAUCUCUUCUUUCAUUCUUCUUCAUUCUUCUUUUCUUUCCUUGCUCUUCUCUCUUCCGUUCCCUCCAUAUUCCUUACACUCUAGACAACCAAAUAUUCAUUCUCUUCCAAACGCUUUGAAUCACUUAUCCAUUUCAUCCCUCAAUCCUUCUGCCAUCGACUCCUUUAACUGCACCUGCAACAUCGUCUUCCAUUUACUUGCUCUGUUCGACUUACAUUUGCACACACUCUCUCAUACUUUGGUCAAUUUCAAUUUCAAUUUCAAUUUCAAUUUCCCAUUCAUCCCAUUCAUCACACCUUCACAGCAGAGCUUCCAAAGCCGCUUCCAAACUUCAACUCUCUCUUGUUUUUUUUCUGCCUGUUGACUAUGGCUGAUUCCGCACCUCCGACUCUUGGCAUUGCCCUUCCCCCAACAUCAAUGCUCAAGAUCAGAGAUGCUUGUCUUCCUUGUCGCAAGCAACGGUCCAAAUGUGAUGGCCAACCCUGUUGCGCAAGAUGUGCUCGCCUCGAUCUUGAAUGCACUUAUGUUGAGCUUGUCAAGGCUCCUGCCCCGAUCCCAAAGGAACCUUGGCAAGAGUUUCUCAACACCACUGGUGCAAAACCCGAAGCAUUGGAGAGCGCGCCUAUUGAACUGCUCAAAGACCAAUCUAUAGGACCCCUACAGGAUGCAUCAACUUUUCCGUGGCAAAAGUCAAAAAUGAGUAGACGCAGGAGGCAAACACCAUCCAUCAAAAAAUGUACAUGUCCAACGCCCCCAACAACGGUCGAUACUGCUGGUCAGGACUCGUUCGAUUCACAGGCAAUAUCUACUUCCACACAAUCUCAGGCACAUGAUGGUGCGCCUUCAGACCCUGCAACAGAAUCACCUUCCACCACAUCUUCACCCGGAUCAAAGAGGAGGGGACGAUCGACCACAGGUCCUUGCCGUGUACACAAUCCUCAGACCUCUUCAAAACCCUCUAGAUCUGUUACACAAGGUGUAUCCUCAUCUGCUACUUCUAGCAGUCCGGGUAGCCAGGGUGUUGUAGGAAGUUCUGCAAGUCUUCGUCAUCGACCUCCUCUGUCAAAUGAACCUGUACAGCUUCCUACAUCUGUCAUUGAGACGUCUGAGAAAAUCAACAAUCUGAGCUCAAAGCUCACCCGUCUCUUCGUCUUUGCAGAUGCAGAUCAAGCCCAGGUACCACCACCGCCUCAGCUUGAGAUCCUGCAAUCGCGUUCACUUUCUCCUCUCCUGCAAUCUCACCUUAUUCAACUCUAUCUCGCAGAAUGUUUGCCUACACAACCAAUUCUUGAUGCACCGACGUUUAUGGCUCAACUCGCAGAGCAGGAAUUUUGCACGCCUCCACAUCCGCUCUUAAUCGCGGCCAUGUGUGCGGCUGCAGCAAAAUGUGUUGACGAUGCAGAUGUGGAACGACUUUGGGCUGAACAGGAUCCACCGUUACCGAACCCCUUUAAUCCGUUUUUUGCAAAUGGGGAACCACAUGUUCGGUCAACACGAGAUAUGAUUUGGUCCAUUGGAGAUUAUUUUGCAGCACUGGCAAAGGCAUAUCUCAGGACCGAGCUCCCCUUUGUACAAUCGCCAGAUCGCUCAGGAGGUAUGGGGGACCCAUUAACAGUAGUUCAAGGAUUGAUCAUGAUUUCCUCUUGGGAUGCUUCUGUAGGUCGUCAGCGCGAAUGUAGAGCCUGUGCUGCUCUAGCUCUUCGAAUUAUGAUUGCAGGAGGAUGGCAUUUGAUGGAUCAUCCUAAUGGCGAUGGGUGUACGGACAGCAGGAUCAAAAUGUGGGGAACCUUGGAACGCGAGCUGGCUCGCCGUUGCUGGUGGACUGUAUGGAUUGCUGAGAAGUGGACGGCCGCCAUUUUGACUCAAUAUGUGACUCUUCACCUUUCACUUUGUGAGACGCUAUCGCUUCCACGAGCAUUUCGCCCAGGCGAUGUGAACGACCAAAGAGGAGUGCUCUACUUUCAACAAGCAAUUCAAGGAGCGUAUUUGUGUGGAGCCAUCAUUCAGCUACAUUACCAUCCAUUUGAGGCUGAGGAUGGUACAGAAUACGAUCACGAAGCCAGUGCUCAAGACGUGCAACGACUGGAAGCACGUCUAUUAGAGAUCGAUAACCAUUUGGAAGCAUGGCACAAUGCCAUUCCUCCUGUUUUGAAACCAGAUUGGGGUCAAGGUAUUGGAGACGAUCCGGAUAACACGACUGGAUAUGAGCCAGUAACUGGCUCGCAAUUUUUCCAUGCAGGGGGAGAUUGGUGGUGGCGACAUGCAAUGGGCGGAUUGCUCGAGAUGAGCUACCUUGGGCUCAAGCUUUUACUUCAUCAACCACAGCACGUAGUGUCCAAGGCACCUUCACCGCUUUCUCGAUUAGCGUUAGCCCAGUAUGCAAACAAAAUCACAUUAACAUGUGAACGUAUGUGGCAAUACCCAACGACUCGGCCAGCGUUCUACCACAUGGCGGGGAUUGUCCUCUGGCUAGCGCUCUGCUAUCAACAGGAAAACACUUUGAGUGACAAUCCGCGCAUUCGCACACCAGCCUGUGUCAACAUGCAGAAAAGUUACUAUCUAGUUAAAAAAGCUGGUCGACUCGUCCAUUCGAACGAAGAUGAGCCAUUGACAGAACUUGAAACUACGAAUGGACCUUCUGCUUCUCCCUCUGCAUCUCCUUCUAAUGUUCCAUUUAUGCGUCCGACUGAUGAGCAGCGCGUCAAACCAAUGAUGGCGGUUUUCAAAGAGAUGUUUCCUAUCAUGCGUCAGGCUUUACGCGACAAGGGCUUCGGUCUACGCACGCAGCCUAAAGCUACAUCCAAGGUCUCGCCAUUCGUUUUGAUUCAGAAUCCAAGUAGCCCCUCAACUAUUGAUAAUGCCCCUGGGGUUGACUCUCUUGGCUCCGCCUCCACUGUCUCGUCGAUUUCAGUCAGUGCAGCAUCAGUGAUGGGUGCUACUACGGGGUCAGGACCUUCAAGUUUUUACUUGGCGCCUCUGACUCCUCCUGGCACGUCAACGUGUACAAACUCCCCUAUGACGGAAUCACUAGGAUCGGUUCCGUCGCCUUCACCUCCACCAUCAUCGCUUGUUUCUGAUGUUGCCCCAAUACCUACGCCCGACUCAGGUCAAAUGUAUGUAGGGGCUAUAGAUUCCAACUUGCAACAGGUCCAACAGCCUCAUCAAUAUCCACAGCAUGCACAAGUUGCAUUAUUCCCUAGCCAUACGUCUCCUUCUUCGUUGGCUCAACUUCAAUUCACUAAUAACAACCAGGUUCGGGUCCCACAGCAGCAGCAAAUGUACCCAUCAUUACAUCAAGAACAUCAAGCCUUCCAUGCGCAACACCACCACCAACAGCAACAACGGUCAUUGCAGAGCCAGCAAUCACAACACCUCCACCCAUUUCAUCUGGCUCAGGGCUUGUCGCAACCAUCUACGCCUGUGGCGCUUCAACAACCCUUGCAGCACGCAUCAACAACGAGCUUGACAGAUCCAUUGAACGCAAUACUAAACAUGAAUUCAGAUCCAUUCAGCUCCAUUAUGCAGAACGAGCCUAAUGUGCUGUCAUCACUGAUAGACUACUCCGAAUGGCUUAACCAUUCCUUGGAAUAAAAUAAAAUAAAUUUAUUGC